This is a messenger RNA of Athalia rosae (coleseed sawfly), 7877 nucleotides long. It is a transcript of the gene Klp10A, whose product is annotated as kinesin-like protein Klp10A. The record is from RefSeq and is a predicted model, not a curated record. Gene Ontology annotation, molecular function: microtubule binding; ATP binding; microtubule motor activity. Lineage: Eukaryota; Metazoa; Arthropoda; Insecta; Hymenoptera; Athaliidae. Gene Ontology annotation, biological process: microtubule-based movement. The transcript is spliced from 13 exons. The coding region runs from base 1325 to 4951 and encodes 1208 amino acids.
GUUCAGCUGUUGGCAGUCACCUCGUGAUCUUCUUGCGCUUUGUACCAGCUAGGAGCGAUUCCAGUUCGUCUUACCAUUAGUCCGUCUUAUAAUAUAUCCGGUCGUCGUGAUCCGUGAUCGUCUAGUUAUCCAAUCGGGUUUUCUCUCAACUCUGAAAUUCAAUCGCUCCUAGUUCUGUAUCUGUUUCUCGGUGUUAAUAUCGUCGAAAGUAUCUACGCGUCCCGCAGAUAUAUCUCCCUGUUCGUAUUACACCAAAUAUAUGACCGGGCACAUCGGCUCUCGAAUAUCCGCCGCGCGAAAGGCGAUAAAAAUCGCUUAAUAAAAGAAUGAAUUCAGACGUAAGCGCGACAUAAACACAACUACGUGUUGCAAGUCGAGAGUCCAAACCGAGUCCAUGCAGUUCAGCGGACUUUAACGGAUGUUCGCAUACCGGACAAUAACGUAUCGGAAUAGAAUUUGUGUGCGGUCGGAAUGCUUGACUCGGUUACUUCUUCCUCAGUGUACGGAGGAUGAUUAUUAUUGCAUAACGAUAUAAACAUCGUUUGGACGGAUGAUGACUGCACAGGGACGGGUCUUGCGCGCUAAGCGUGUAAAGGAAGCUCUGAAUAAUAAAUACGUUUAUGAAUCGGUUGCUAUAGAGGAUGCUGUCAGUUGAUUGCUCGCUCCUGAGCUGAUACGAAGCAAUUGACGGGAGCUCUACAAGUGGUGUCGUGUUAUACGUUGAUUCGGGUUAACGCGGCGGUUUUAUUUUUUUUUAUUUUAUUUUUUUUUUACCGUUAAUUUUUUGCAAAUUCUAUCAACUUUUCUAAAAAUAUUCGUCGCGAUUGUGUCCGUGUGCCGCGCGAUUAACGGCGGUGUUUCACGUCGGUGUACGCGUCCGCGCAUCGAUCUGCGAAAAAUUAUCUGCGGGAUUAUCGGAAAAAUUUUUUUGCCCCAGUCCGCUGCAGAGAAGAACUGCAGAGAUAUCGGAGAGAUAACCGUUGAAUUGGAUGUGUUUUGUCGGCGAUAAAUGGAUCGAUGAUCGUUGACGUCAUCUUGAAGUGAAGAUAGCGAUAUUUCGUUUUUUCACACUGAACUUCAAGCGACAUAUGCAACUGCGUGCUAGGUGAUAGCUGAAAAUGUCACGCGGAGAACGUCAGCCGCGAUGUCAGGUAUACCGCACCGUUAGUCACCGUGAUAUCGGCCAAUCGCUGACGAAAAAUAUCAGCAAUCAUGAAGACCGUGAAGCGUAAUCGUUCCCAGUGAAAAAUAAAAAAAAUAUCAAACAAUUAUAAAACCAACAAAAAAAAUAAAUAAAUAAAUAAAUAAAUCGCGAAUCUCCGGAAUGGGCUGGUUGACGCAAUGCGUCUGCGGAGCUCGGAGUACCGGCUCGGAACCGGACGUGAGAAAACAAAGCGCGGGAAAACGUGGGAAAAAAAGAACGGGCGAGAAAAAAAAGGAGAAAGAAUCCUUCAAAUCGCUGCCCAGUCCGAAAAUCGCGGUUCAAGAAAAAUCGAACGGGAAAAAUCAUGCGAUUUCAAGUCGUUCGAACCCGGAUGACAAUUUCCGCGAAGGACGACAAACUGGAAGCGAAAACCGCGCAGCUGUUGCGACGCUGCAUUCUGAGCCCGGAAAUCGUUUGGACGAGACUUCACCCCCUGUAAAAAAAUCAACGGCCGACGAUAAGUGCGAAUUAGUCGAAGAUAGUAUUAAAUCCCGCGAAGGAUCGAACAGUACUUUUUCUCCGGUCGUUAAAUCGGCCGAUUUUAUGCCUCCCGACGAAACUGGCGGUUGUCUUGAACGAAUUGGUUCGAACUUUGAACCAAUCGAAGUAAUAUCGCGUCCGAAGAUGCCGGAAAUCGAUGAUGGAAAAAAACUUCUCACUACUGCAGACAAAAAAUUGACUUUUGCUUUCGGCGAGCGACCGUCGAUUCUGAAAGAGAUCCCAAAGAUCGACUACAAAGCUAAUAACCGUAAGACUGAAAAUCUCGAUGACGAGACGCACCCUGUAGCCAUGGAAAGUUCAAAUCUGAAAAACUUCAACAGGCAACUGAAUCUCUCUUACGUUUUAUUGAACCGCACCGAUAACAAGGAGAGUGGAAACGACACCAACGCGGGGCUUCCCUCCUCGAGUGACCACGAUGUACAUCAGAGUUUUCGUAGAGCUCGCGUAGUUUUACCAAAAAUCGAAUCGAACAAAUCUCACGCGGACUGUCGCGAUCAACAGCAUCGCGUACAGAAUUCCCACAGAGCAACUAUGCCGAUCUCCAGGUUACCCAGAUCUAAAUCGAGAGUUAAGAAAUCUGCGGACGAUCUGCCCGAUAUCCAGGGGAAAAAAUACGGUUUUAAAAACCCGAUAUCCCAAGUCAGAGAGUUCAAUCAAAACAGGAACUCUUGUAGCUUCGAAAUUCCAUGGCGCGACGAGAACGCAGCUACUGCAAUUAAACCGGUGGUUCAACGGGGGAUUUUAAACUCUCAGGGAACGCCGUCGAAAAUUGCGACAAAAAUCAGAAACUCGAAAGAGAUUGCUUUGCUCAACGAUUCAGGGUUGAAGGCUAAUGAAAAUGGCCGCGUCCAUUCCGCUAUUGUGUCCGGUGUCAACUGGGAACAGCGAAGUGUCACCGUGGAAUGGUUCGAGAGAGGAGAGACCAAAGGCAAAGAGGUAGAGAUCGAUGCGAUUUUGGCUUUGAAUCCAGAGUUGACACCAAAAACGAUGGGUCCACCUCCACCGGUGACCAAUCACAUGAUGCCUUCGCGUAACAAGGACUCUUCCGGUGAGGAGGACGAGGGCGUUGACGAGUAUGAAAAUCAAGACGAUGGCUCGCUCGGACGUACCGGUGCUCCACAGACAACGAGAAAUGGUCUUAGCUCGGCUACCCUUCCUGUACGAGUCACAUCUCGGCUUUCGAAUACGACGAGGGCAUCCAUCCCAGUAAAAGCUGGUUCAAACAGACAAAUAGCGCGGACAGGACGGCCAACAAAUAUAAUUCCAGCCAUCACAUCAGUAAACGGACAUGGCGAUUCAAUCUCAGGUCUUAGUCGUCGUGAAGUGGAAAACAUUCCCCCGACACCGUCUACACCUGCACCAUCCAGUGCUUCUACUGUGGCAGCAAACAAGCAAAAACAGUUGCAAGUACAGGCACAACAGCAGCAACAAUUACAAGUACAACAGCAAGCGGCACAAAUUGAAAAUGGAAGAGGCCGAAGAUCAAAUGUUGUGAGAGAGGUGGAAAGACUCAAGAAGAACAGGGAGGAGAGAAGGCAGCGGCAAGCGGAAAAAAAAGAGGAGAAAGAAGCAUUAAUGAAUCUAGAUCCCGGAAAUCCUAACUGGGAGUUUCUUGCCAUGAUCAGAGAUUAUCAAAAUACUAUAGAUUUUAGACCGCUGAGAGAGACAGAUUCUGUAGAGGAUCAUCAAAUCACAGUAUGUGUCAGAAAACGUCCUCUGAAUCGCAAGGAAUUGAAUCGUAAGGAAGUGGAUGUAAUAAGUGUGCCGAGCAAAGAUCAAAUGGUUGUCCAUGAACCAAAAGCAAAGGUUGAUUUAACUAAGUAUCUAGAGAACCAGCUGUUCAGAUUUGACUAUGCAUUUGAUGAAACAUGCACCAAUGAAAUAGUCUACAAAUAUACAGCCAAACCCUUGGUGCAAACUAUCUUUGAGGGUGGAAUGGCUACUUGUUUUGCUUAUGGCCAAACUGGCAGUGGAAAGACCCACACAAUGGGUGGAGAUUUUAAUGGAAAGACUCAAGACUGCAAGAAAGGAAUAUAUGCUAUGGUUGCUAAGGAUGUUUUCAAGUAUUUGAAAUCAUCCAAGUUUCGCUCUUUAAACUUGAUUAUUUCUGCUAGCUUCUUUGAGAUUUACUCAGGCAAAGUUUUUGACCUCCUCGCUGACAAGGAAAAGCUCAGAGUGCUCGAAGAUGGGAAGCAGCAGGUCCAAAUAGUCGGGUUGACUGAAAAAGUAGUGGAAUCCUGUGACGAAGUAUUAAAAUUGAUUCAGCAUGGAAAUAGCGCCAGAACCAGCGGGCAGACUACCGCCAAUGCUAAUUCCUCUAGAUCACACGCGGUCUUUCAAAUCAUAGCUCGCACACCUGGAACUCAUAAAGUUCACGGAAAAUUCUCUUUAAUUGAUCUGGCUGGAAAUGAAAGAGGUGCUGAUACAUCUUCAGCCAACAGACAGACUAGGAUGGAAGGUGCCGAAAUCAACAAAUCAUUAUUGGCGCUAAAAGAAUGUAUUCGUGCACUCGGACGCAAGGGUACACACCUGCCAUUCAGAGCCAGCAAGCUCACGCAGGUUUUACGAGAUAGUUUCAUUGGAGAGAAAUCAAAAACUUGCAUGAUUGCUAUGAUCAGCCCAGGAAUGAAUUCCUGCGAGCAUUCUUUGAACACUUUACGAUAUGCAGACAGGGUUAAAGAAUUAGCUGCGACUGAUCCAACAGAAAUGAAGAUAUCCCCUACCGAAGAGGAAGAACUAGGGUUGAAGAUAGAUGACCAAACGAACAAUAGCGUUCUGUCAGAUAGUGACUUAGCACAGUUGAGAUCGCUCAAUGAAGGCGAGUUAUCUCAAGAUUUGUAUACUUUCCAUGAAGCUGUAUCUGCGCUACAGUUAUUGGAAGAAGAGGUUUUGGAUACACAUAAACUAGUGGUGGACAAUACGGCUCGGUUUUUGAAUGAUGCCCAUAGUGUUUUCAGUGCAACACACGAGGUGGACUACGAUCAAGAAGGAUCCCUUACAGAUUUGAGACGGAAAAGAACAAAGUUUGAGUCACCCUACCUGAGGCGGUUCACAAUACGUAGGCGACUCGUAGAAAGAAAGCAAUUUUCUGAUGCGUACGCCCAAAAGUGGGAAGAACUAUUGCUCCAGCAACGUGAUACAUUGAAUGCCGCACUUGAGCAAGUUAGUCAAUUUCGAGGUCAACUUCUUCAAGAAGAGCAGAUCAGUCAGAAGAUGACACGCACACGCAACACACGAUAUAAUUAAAUAUAAACAUCACACUCCCGUAUACUUACUAAAACAACAUAUGGGAUGUAUCACCUGGGGGUGAGUUAACACUAAUCCAUGUUACCAGCCAUUCCCAAAUAUGAAUAGAUGUCAAAAAAAAAUUUGAAAUUUGGAAAGCAUUAAUCAAGAGUUUUUGGUGUGCAGAAUCUGAUGCAUAAUAGAUUUUCUGCUACCAGCCUUCUUUGGAGGUACAUUCAUUGUUCCUAAGUUAUUACCGUUGAUUGAUGUCCAGCAUGUAAGUAUUUGAGAGUUUUCAAAAAAGCCUGAGUAAUAAAAUUUUAUUAAAUUCUUUGUGAAAUACCUGUAUUCCUAGCGAAUUAUCAAAGUAGUCGUGAUGUACGUUGUAAUGUAAUCAAAUAAUACUCUAUUACUAUAGUAAUGUACGAUAUAUCUAUAUUUUUUACCGAUGUUAGUAUAGAGAACGCUACGAGUUCCUUAGUGUCACCUUUUUGCCUGAUGAAAUUUAACGACUACAGACUACAAUUUUUUCGGCUUCAUUAUAUUGAAUGAGUAUCACAAGAGUUUCAGAAACAUUGAAAAGAAACUGUCCAAAACUAAAUCAGAUAGUGUAAACUCACCGUAAACGGGUCACUUUGAUUGCAAACCAUAAAAUAACAAAAUUAAAAUGUAUUUAACAACUAACUAAGUCAAUAAAAAGCAUGAAUAUCCUCGUUUUUUGAUACAAGGCGUCGGCUAUUCGAUUAUAAUGAGAUAGUUUGAUCCCAACAGCUUCAGUCUGAACAAGUAUAUGAAGAAUAACGUAAGAUUUUAACUUAUAUUCAAAUUUCAAGUUUGAAAUCAGCAUCCGUUAUUCAGAUUUUGACACAAUGAAGUUAUCAUAUUUAUUAUAUCUAAGUUUCAUCGACGCCACAAUGUGUCAAAUUCUGAAUUUUCACAACGGAUCUAGUUCUUUGAAUUGCUAUGCGUACAAUAUGUGUUUCUCGAGCGUGACCAGAGUGCUUUCGUCUUGUGCUUGAGCUGCAAAUUCAGUUUGAUGUACAAGAUUAUAUGAUAUUAAAUGAAGAGAUAAAUUAGAAGAAGAAUUCAGUGUACCGCCGGACAGUGAAUCCAGCCUUAUAAUACCGGUUUAUGAAAACAAAAGAACUGUAGAUCACCAACCCUGUCCUCGAAUCAUAUCUUUGAUUUUUCUGAUUCUUGAGAAAAUCAUCUAAUUAUCUCAAGCAUUCCACUUUUUCCUUACCUGCAUGAAAUCAAGUUUAUGUGAAAAUAAUAAGUUGCUCUGUAUAUGAUAUUUCUUGUGCGCAAGCUUGAGUUGUUUCAAUUUGUUUAUACCUUUUUUUUUAUCCAUUGUAGUACAUAGUUCUGAAGUACAUAAAACAUUUACUUGAUUUUGCAUGAGUCACAAAUACAUUUUCAAUAAUGUUAAAACUUUUAUUUCUAAACAUUCGUAGCAAAUUUUCAUAGAAUACUAAGGCAUUCGAAAUUUUUUCAUAAUAUUAAUGAGAGGUCAAACAUAUCAAGGGUACAGAAAAAAUUGAUUGCUUAGAGCUGUCGUCAACUAAGGCAGUCGUUUGUUUGGGUACAGAGUUGGAUAAUCUAGUAGGAAUGUGUUCUUUUAUUGGUUUUUUAUAUUCAGUAACAAAAACCUUGUAAUAAAUAAACCAAAUAACGACUGACCUCAGAAACAACCCUUAGCUAUAAGUCGUUUAACUCUUUUACUUGUAGCCUGGCAAUAGUCCAAGUAUUUAGUUGUGAAAUAUUGUUACGAUUCAUUGAUUCAGUUGUCAUAUAUAUAUUUCAUUCAAAAAUUUAUAGCUAUUUUCUGUUCAUUAUUAUAAUUGUGGUAUCAUGUGAAUAAUCUCUCAUAAGCCUUAAAAUAAUAUUCUGUGUUUUUCGAAGUUUAUUUAUUAGAUUAUGUGAUCUUGUCCUCUGUUGAUGAAAAAAAAACUUAUUUAUCUUUAUUAGUUAUGAGCUUAUUAAAAAUAAAAGGCAUAAAUCCUCAUUCUUUGACCUAAUGGAUGCUCUAACUAAAGCAUUUCAUCAUAAUGUUUUUAUACUUACUACAAUGCUGAGCCCACAGUCAAACAUUCGCAAUUUUGCACCUUACAUCUACUUUUAAGAAGAGGGUCUUUUUGUAAUAUUUUAACUCAUUACAGAACUUAGGUGUUACCAUUAGUUUGUCGAAAUAUUUGACCGACUAUAUUCAUUCGAACUCUGUAGAAAUUACCUAAUCUUUGCUUCACCUAAAUAGUGCCAAACCAACGUAAGAGAGGUUUCUGUACUUGAAUACACACGUUAAGUGGAUUCAUAGUCUGCAUUAAUCUAUUGAUCAAAUGUAUUUCUGCCAGUUUUCUUCCGAACGCAAGUUAUUCUCGAUCGUCGAAAAGUUAUAGGAAGUGAAAAUGCUGAGUAGAUCUCAGCUAAUUUAAAUUUGAAAAGGAAAACUAUUGUUGCGUAUUAUUAUUAAUAAUUGUUGAGAUUAAGUAAGGAUAUCUUGAGUGAUAUCGACAGUAACGUAUUUUCAUGCCCACGUAUUCCAUGCGGUCUGCAGUGCAGGAAAAAUUUCAGAAAGACACGAAUCAUGUUGAUUCCUGUAAAAUUGUCUAAGUUAUCUCAUGACUUUCUGUAGUUCACAUGCAUUAGUUGACACGUUUGUAAUUAACCAGAGUGAACAGAAAUAUUAGCUUUUUUCUCACAGGAUGCAAUAUUGAUAAAGCUAUGUUAUUGUUCUAACCAUCAUGUAAUUUGUCUAGCAUGUCAUAUUUAUCCUACACUGUGUUACAUAGAUUCAUAUAGAUUACCGACUUUUAACACGACUAGAUCAGACACGAUAAUUAUUCAGCUAACCGAUUUGCUGAUACUCCCGUUGUCUCUUCACAGAAUAUUUCAAAAGCGUAAUAAAAUGUGAUGAAAGCUUAUUAAUUGAAUAAAAUUUUGAAAUACC